Messenger RNA from Pollicipes pollicipes, 1140 nucleotides. RefSeq names its product cilia- and flagella-associated protein 44-like. The record is from RefSeq and is a predicted model, not a curated record. The transcript has 10 exons. Lineage: Eukaryota; Metazoa; Arthropoda; Thecostraca; Pollicipedomorpha; Pollicipedidae. Bases 1 to 1140 code for a protein of 379 amino acids.
AUGGGGGACACAGUGUACAACAUGCGGGACACAGUGCAUAGUUGUGCUCUGGUGCAGCUGGUUGAUCAGCAUCAUCUGGCUUCGAAGCUCUCGGAAGAUAGCUGGCAGGGUUGGGAGGCUCGGGACCUGCUACACAUCGGGGGCGAGCUGGAGCUGGAGCUUGCCGACACGCGGCUCACCUUCGAGGGCGUCAAGAAAGAGUUUGACGCGGCGCAAAAGAGGUCCAAAAGCGCCACGCAGGUCCUGCAAGAGAGCCAGGAGGAGAUACAUGCUUUCCAACUGCAGAAACUGGCGCGCCUGAACGAGCUGGAGGUGGCCGUGUCGCUGCACCUGAGCCAGCUGCAGCUGCUGGAGGAGAGUCGGCUGCCUGCCGACACGUCCGCCGGCCUCGUCUUCCGGGAAGCCGAGUUGGAGCGGCUGGCCGUCCGCAUCGACGAGCUCUACACGGAGACGGCCGAGGAGAAGGCGCGACGCAGGGCCAGCUAUAAGGAGGAACGACGGCUGAAACAAGACUGCCGUCUGAUGGAGCAAUACAUCGUCAAGCUGCAAAAAUCGAGUCUGGCGGAGAUGAAGAAGAAGUUCGGACGCCGGGUGGACCUGGAGGAGCUGGAGUCGCUCAGCGUCAACGAGACGGUGGAAGAGCUGACGAUUCGACUGGAGAGCGAGCAGUGCGGCGUGGACGCCGAGCGCGCCGAGCGCAAGGAGCGGAUCACUGAGAUACGGAAGGAGCUGAUCGCGGUGAUCGUAGAGAACACAAACAAGGUGGGCGUCAUUCAGAUGCUCAAGGAUGAGAAGCGCCACCUGGACAAGGGACUCAACUUCGUUCGUAAGGCGGGCGUGGCGCCACACGACAAGCGGCUGGACGACGCCGUGGAGAUCGAUCACCUCAUGAACACCAUCAGCCUGCAGAAGACCCAGAUCAUGGAGCUGAAGCACGAGAUCUGGGCACUGAGCCUCAAGAGCCGGCCGUACCGCGACCCGUGCCGGCGGCCCGUCUCCGACCACACCUCGUCCUCCGAAGAGCCAGAUUUCCUGGAGUUUCCGUGCUCGGAGGACAUGCUGGUGCAGAUGGGCAUCGUGCCGGACCCAGCCGGACCCUCCCAACGCGGCUCCGGGGACGGCAUCUAUCGGCAGGGGUAG